AUGUCAAGCACCAGCAGCACCUGCACAGAUGUAGCAGCGGCGGCAGCAGUUUCUGAGCAGCUUUGUUACAUCCAUUGCAACUUCUGCAAUAUUGUUCUUGCUGUGAGUGUUCCAUGCAGCAGCUUGUAUGAUACAGUGACAGUGAGAUGUGGAAACUGCACAAAUAUGUGGCCAGUGAAUGUGGGCAUGGCUGCUGCUUUUCAUCAAUCUCUCUCAGCUGGUUCAACUUCCAGUUUCCAAGAUUCAUCUUCUUCUCAUCAUCAGCAAGAACUCAACCAUAUUGGUCCAAAUUAUCGGGUAGAUUUGGGAAUUUUAUCUGACUAUAACAAAAACUUGCCGAUGACUAUAAGGUCAUGCCCCACUCAAGCUAUCGGUACCCAAGAGAUCAAUAAUCGUUCUCAGGAGAAGAAGCAACGUGUUCCUUCUUUGUAUAAUCGCUUCAUAAAAGAAGAAAUUCAAAGGAUAAAAGCCAAUAAUCCAGAUAUCAGCCAUAAAGAAGCUUUUAGUACUGCUGCUAAGAAUUGGGCACAUUUCCCUCAUAUUCAUUUUGGGUUGAUGUUGGAGAACAACCACCAAGCUAACCUUGAUGAGAAUCGUGGGUUUCAACAUCCAACAAAUGAUAAAUCUUAAUUUGGAAGAUUAUCAAUAUGCAGC
Messenger RNA from Lactuca sativa (garden lettuce), 654 nucleotides. Its product is annotated as axial regulator YABBY 5. The record is from RefSeq and is a predicted model, not a curated record. Gene Ontology annotation, biological process: cell fate commitment; multicellular organism development. Gene Ontology annotation, cellular component: nucleus. Lineage: Eukaryota; Viridiplantae; Streptophyta; Magnoliopsida; Asterales; Asteraceae.